Panicum hallii is the source of this 914-nucleotide messenger RNA. RefSeq names its product peptidyl-prolyl cis-trans isomerase FKBP16-4, chloroplastic. NCBI's taxonomy places the organism in Eukaryota, Viridiplantae, Streptophyta, Magnoliopsida, Poales, Poaceae. The record is from RefSeq and is a predicted model, not a curated record. The coding region runs from base 96 to 752 and encodes 218 amino acids. Gene Ontology annotation, molecular function: peptidyl-prolyl cis-trans isomerase activity. The transcript is spliced from 9 exons.
AGGAUGGAAAUUCAGAGGCCACGAACACCAAAUCCACAGGAGCACAGCCGGAAAAUAUCAAAAUUUCAGAGUCCGCCGCCGCCCUACUCCGAGCAAUGGAGCUCUCCGUCGUGCCCUCCAUCUCCCUCUCCCCGCGCCGCGCGCUUCCGCUCCCGGGCAGGAGGGCGGUGCGGCGGCCGGCCUUCGCCUGCCGCUGCAGCUGCUCCCCGGACGAGUCGCGCGGGUCCACCAGGCGGUGGUUCGCCUCCCUCCUCGCCGCCGCUGCAGUGGUGGGAGUUGGCGUGGCCGGAGGGGAAGCCGGCGCGGUGUCCACCAGCCGGAGGGCGCUCAGGGCGUCCAAGAUUCCGGAGAGCGAGUUCACCACCCUUCCCAACGGCCUCAAGUACUAUGACAUCAAGGUAGGAAGUGGGGCUAAAGCUGUUAAAGGAUCCCGUGUCGCGGUACAUUAUGUAGCCAAGUGGAAGGGCAUCACAUUCAUGACAAGCAGGCAGGGUCUUGGUGUUGGUGGUGGAACGCCAUAUGGUUUUGAUGUUGGCAAUUCUGAGAGAGGCAAUGUUUUAAAAGGACUGGAUCUUGGGGUUGAGGGAAUGAAAGUUGGUGGCCAGAGGUUGAUCAUCGUUCCUCCUGAAUUGGCGUAUGGAAAGAAAGGUGUCCAAGAAAUUCCUCCAAAUGCAACCAUUGAGCUGGAUGUUGAGCUACUAUCAAUCAAGCAGAGUCCAUUUGGGACUCCUGUGAAGAUCGUCGAAGGAUAACUGUGCAUAACAUUGUAAAGAGAAUGGUACAUAUUUGUGUAGAAAGUAGAGUGUUGCUUCGAAAAAGGCUAGUUUACCAAGAUAUACUGGUGGUAUUGCAUUGAUAGUGCACUCAUGUAAGAUUUUGAACUCCAUUGAAAUAUAUAAUUCGUUUUCCGCUUA